CAUAUUUUUGUUCCCAUUUAUGCACAGUUCAUAAUCUGCCUUGUAUCAUAAACACCGUCUUUUUGAUCCCUGUGGUCACGGAAUUCAAGUCAUCAAAGAAAGCAUCUCAGUGAAAAUCAUUGGGCUGGCCAUUUGGGAACGAUCAAACAUUUCAAGUAAUUUGAGGAACUGUAGUCAACAUGAUAAAAUACUUGAGAUUCCACACAAAGUCGAACAGUCUAAGGACACGUUUCCUUUGGCAUGGCUCCAAGAAGAAUGGCCAGAAGGAAGGGCUGGAACAAACAUGUGCUUUUUAGACACAGGGAUCAAUAGAUGUCUUAUCCAGAAGAAAGUCAUUAUGGUGGUAAUGGUGGUGGGCACGCUGUGGAGCAGCAGCUGAUGACAGGAACAUGUCAGACACAGAUGCCUGGCAGAGACAUGGAGCUGUGUGUUGCUCUGCAUCCUCCCGCUGGGUUACAUCUUUGACCUUGUCUCCUGGAGGUGGCCUAUGUGAGCUGUACUGCAGCGAUCAAGCGGCCAGGCAGGCAGAUGGAUCAACAGAUUGGGUGUUGCUGCCCAUGACAGAUUGCCAAAUCGAGGGGGGUUGGAUGAGCCAGAGAUGUCGGCCGUGGUGCAGCAGACGCCCAAGUUGCGGGUCAGCGAGGUCUGGGCACUCUACGGAGGGGAGCUGGAGUACUGCCUGGGUGGCGAGGACGGAGAGGAGCAGGAAGCAGAGUACUUUGAUCGGCAUUCUGAGUGCAGUGAUGGGCAAGCCUCUGUCGGUGAGCACCACACUCCAUCUGCCCCAUGUGAGUAUGAGCUGGUCAGUCGGCACGCACAGGGUCUGGCCUGCCUCUCCAACCAAGACUACUACUCUCAGCUGGAGGCCCUGAAGAGAAUGCACCUGCAGAACAUAGCCGAACUGGAGGUCCUGUACCUGAAUGAGCUGACGGCCAGCAAGGGCAAAGCGUCUCAGGGGACACAGGUGGACGAUAAGGAUGAGAUGGACAGUGCUCAGGAAGAGAAUGAGUCUUUGCCAGCUGGGCGAGAGACCAGCACGAUCUCCAAACAGGACUUAAAGCUUGAGCAGAAGUCGGUCAGUGAGACAGACACACCUGGGAGCCAGGGGAUGGAGGGAGAGCAGAAGAAGAGGGAGGAGGAGGAGAAGGAGGAGAGAGCCAGCAGACAGAGCAGUGCAGAUGCCACCAAUGAGGCUCAGAGUUUAAAGCCUCCGGUGCAACUGGAGCCCUCGGUCGUCUCUAAGGCAACUCGUGCUGCCUCAAAGGACCGUUCAAGGGCUCCCAGCAGACGAUCCUCGUGGACGGAGCGUUCCGGAAGGCGUGCCAGCAGGCCAGUGACGGUACCCAAACCGUUCCAGAUGAUGCUCCGCGAGGCUGACAAGAAGCGGCGCAAUGUGAAGACACGCUCGGAGGUGGUGCUGGAGAACGCGCUGCUGCGCCGCGAGCUGGAGGAGAUGCGCGAGUGCCAGCGGCAGUUCCGCGCCACGCCCGCCCGGCGUUUCGCAGUCAGCAGCGCCAGUGGCAGGAGCCGCAACACCUCGCCGCAGCCCUUCAGCUUCAUCGAGCGCGAGCGCAAGAAGAGGGAGCGCAAGCUGGAGGAGGCGCUCCGCAGCGGCGCGGGCUCCCGCGAGGAGCGCUGGGUCUUCAAGGCGCGGCCCCUGCCCCGCAUCUACCGGGCCUGCUCCGAGGACUACCAGCUGCUCGGGGCAGUGGAGAUGCACAGCAGAGACCAGGAGCAGCAGCAGCAGCACCGUGGGCCUCCGGCCAGCAGAGGGCUCCAAAAGCAUGCAGGGAGAGUGCUGGAGAGGGAGAAAGGGGACAUGGAAGUGGAUGUGGACACGGAGACAUCUGAGGAGAAACCAGAGGGCCGAGAAGACGGAGCGGAGUCCAUGGACGGAACGGAGAGGCCGAUACUAGACAACGCCAACUGGACGCUGAGAAGGAAGCCGUCGCUGGUGGGUAAGGGACUGCAGCUGGAGGGGGAGACCAGCAGGGGAGUGCGGAGGGGCAGGGAGAGGGAGUGGUCCUACAUCCAGCCCAUCCAGCGCACCUGCAUCAGCCUGAACCUGGCCUCCUCCUUCUCCGUCAGCCAUGAGCGGAUGCUGGCUGGCAAGAGCCACUACAUCAGUGUGUGA
Messenger RNA from Alosa alosa (allis shad), 2134 nucleotides. Its product is annotated as protein FAM161A-like. Gene Ontology annotation, cellular component: cilium. Gene Ontology annotation, biological process: cilium organization. The record is from RefSeq and is a predicted model, not a curated record. Lineage: Eukaryota; Metazoa; Chordata; Actinopteri; Clupeiformes; Clupeidae. The coding region runs from base 599 to 2134 and encodes 511 amino acids. The transcript is spliced from 7 exons.